AUGUCCUACACGCUCGAUAUCUCACACAAGGCGCCAUCGAGCGCUGUUUAUCCAGCUCUCAUCGCCGUCUCCUUCAUCAACCAGUCAAUCGCCCCCGCUGCCAACCCUGUCAUCGGUACCACCUUCGUCGAAUCCGAUCUCGUUAGCUCUGACCAGGCGACCCACCCAAUCGCCCUCAAAGUCGAGAACGACGAGCCAAUCUUCGGUACCAAAGCCGUUCUCGAGAAGCUUCUCGCAACCCAUGGAAGUGUAUUGAAGGGUGCGAACAGCAAAGGUGGAAAGCUUGAGGAAGAAUGGAUCACCUUCACCACCACCCGUAUCCUCGGUGCCGACUACCGUGCCGUUACAAAAGCCAUCGAGGAGCUUGAUAGCCAUCUUACACUCCGAACCUUCAUUGUUGGGUACUCACCUUCCGUUGCGGAUAUUGCCGUCUAUGGUGCCCUUCGUGGGAAUACUCAGUUCUACUCCCUUCUCCGAAAACCCACAUAUAUCAAUGUAAACCGAUGGGGCAAGUACCUUGAGUCUAUUCCAUCUUUCAACCAAGCAAUUGAUGCUGCCAAGUCUGCUGAGGCCGCAAAGAAGGCUGCUGCUACUGGUGGAAAGAAGACUCAGUCCGGAAACUUCGAAAUCGGUCUGUCGAAUACGGAUAAAGGUGUCGUUACCCGUUUCCCACCAGAGCCAAGUGGGUACCUUCACAUUGGUCACGCCAAAGCUGCUAUGUUGAACCAAUACUUUGCGAAAAUGUAUAAGGGCAAGAUGAUCGUUCGAUUUGAUGAUACAAACCCUAGCAAGGAAAAACAAGAAUACCAAGAUUCCAUCUUGGAGGAUUUGAGUCUAUUGGGCAUCCAUGGAGAUCGUGUUACAUUUACCAGCGACUACUUCCAAGAACUAUACGAUCUCUGCGUGCAGAUGAUCAAAGAAGGCAAAGCCUACUGCGACGACACACCCCAAGAGAAGAUGCGUGAUGAACGUUUCAACGGUAUCGCCUCUGAAAACCGAGACAAGUCCGUCGCCGACAAUCUCCAAAUCUUCACCGAGGAGAUGAAGAACGCCACCGAAAAGGGACGCUCUUACUGCGUUCGUGCAAAGAUCUCGGUCGAUGACCCGAACAAGGCUCUUCGUGACCCUGUUAUCUACCGUUGUAAUAUUGAGGCACCUCAUCAUCGCACUGGUACCCAAUGGAAGCUCUACCCAACUUACGACUUCGCCUGCCCGGCUGUUGACAGUAUUGAGGGUGUAACCCAUGCACUCAGAACUAUUGAGUAUCGCGACCGUAACGAUCAGUACGCAUGGAUGCUUAACGCCUUGAAUCUCCGUAAAGUCGAUAUCUGGGAUUUCGCCCGUCUUAACUUCAUCAAGACCCUGUUGUCCAAGAGAAAGCUUACCAAGCUUGUUGAUAUGGGCCGCGUCUGGGGGUGGGAUGAUCCACGAUUCCCAACUGUCCGAGGUAUUAGGAGGAGAGGUAUGACUAUUGAGGCGCUCAGGGACUUUAUUAUUUCCCAGGGACCUAGCAAGAAUAUCGUCAACUUGGACUGGACUUUGAUCUGGGCUAUCAAUAAGAAGGUCAUCGACCCCGUCGCUCCACGAUUCACGGCUCUCUGGAAAGAAGGUGUAGUUGAGGCCGAUGUUAUCGGUGAGGAGGCGAAGGAAGGCUUUGAGGAAAAGCCAAAGCACAAGAAGAAUCCAAGCGUCGGAACUAAGAAGGUUCACUAUGGACCUAAGAUCUUGAUCGACCAGGUCGAUGCUCAGAGCUUCAAGCAAGGCGAGGAAGUCACAUUGAUGGACUGGGGUAAUGCGUUCAUCGAAACCAUCGAGAAGGACGGCGACAAAGUCACCAAAUUGACCAUCAAACUCCACUUGGCCGGUGACUUCAAGAAGACGGAGAAGAAGAUCACAUGGUUGGCUACCAGCCAGGAUUUGGUCGAUAUCGAACUCGUUGACUUUGAUUACUUGAUUACUAAGGAUAAAUUGGAGGAGGAAGAUAAGAUGGAGGAUUUCUUGAACGAUAAUACUGAGUUCCGGGUUAGUGGUGUUGCGGAUGUUAAUGUGAAGGAUGUGCAGCAAGGGGAGAUUAUACAGUUCGAAAGGAAGGGAUACUUUAGAUGUGAUAAACCGUGGGCGCAGGGUGAGAAGGCGGUGUUCUUUAAUAUUCCAACGGGUAAGGAGGAGAGGAAGAAGUAA
Molecule: messenger RNA, 2181 nt
Organism: Orbilia oligospora ATCC 24927
Lineage: Eukaryota; Fungi; Ascomycota; Orbiliomycetes; Orbiliales; Orbiliaceae
Exons: 1
Coding region: 1-2181 (726 amino acids)
Biological process (GO): glutamyl-tRNA aminoacylation; translation
Cellular component (GO): cytosol; cytoplasm; methionyl glutamyl tRNA synthetase complex
Molecular function (GO): ATP binding; glutamate-tRNA ligase activity
Source: RefSeq, a predicted model, not a curated record